UCUGAAGGAGAACAUUUUUCGCAAUUUUGCAAUGCCGACUCCCCAUGGAUAUCGGAAGGCUUUGCGAAUGAUGAAGUAUGCUGAUCAUCAUGGUCUUCCUAUCGUAACAUUUGUUGACACUCCGGGGGCAUAUGCUGAUCUUAAAUCGGAGGAACUUGGUCAAGGGGAAGCAAUUGCCAACAACCUGAGGACCAUGUUUGGCCUUAAAGUGCCAAUUGUAACAGUUGUCAUUGGUGAAGGUGGUUCUGGUGGGGCUUUGGCCAUUGCUUGUCCCAAUAAAUUGUUUAUGCUCGAGAACUCUGUUCUAUACGUUGCAAGCCCUGAAGCAUGUGCUGCUAUACUAUGGAAAUCUUCCCAAGCAGCUCCUAAGGCGGCUGAAAAACUGAGGAUAACAGCUCAAGAACAUUACAAGCGCAAAAUUGCCGAUGGUAUCAUCCCCGAGCCUCUUGGAGGCGCACAUGCUGAUCCUGUAUGGACUUCCCAACAAAUUAGACUUGCAAUCACUCAGGCCAUGGAUGAACUAACAAAAAUGGAUAUGGAAGAGUUGCUUCGUCAUCGUAUGCUUAAAUUUCGAUCAAUUGGAGGUUUCCAAGAAGGCAAGCCCGUGGAACCUGAAAGAAAACGAAACAUGAAGCCUUCGGAUGCUAGCAGGUUAAAUGCUGCAGAUAUAGAAUCCGAUCUUGAGAAGUUAAAGAAGAAUAUCUUGGAGGCUAAGGUACCUUCCGAUCCUAUCACGGACCAAGCAAUAGAAAAACUUAAGCAGGAUGUUGACAAUGAGGUCACGAGAGCAUUUAUUUCAAUGGGAUUGCAAGAGAAGCUUGAAUCACUUAAGUUGGAGUUAUCCCGAGCCUCUGAUAAUCAGACCCUUAAUCGUAAUUUGAAGGUGAAGGUGGAUAAACUUAUGCAAAAAUUUAAGCAAAAUUUGUCAAGACCAGGGGCCUAUCUUGGUUUAAAACAAAAGCUUGAAAAGCUAAGCAUGGUUAGCAGACUCAUUGAGCAGAAAGAGAAAGGUGAGAAACUGAAAGCCGAGAUUAAUCAGAAGAUUCCAUCUGAGAUCAAAGAAAAGUUGGAACAAUUGGAAACUGCUCAGGCGAACUUAUCCAAAGGGGAUCCACUCGAUGAAGAUUUGGUGGCCGAGGCAGUAAAAGCUAAGAAAGAACUGAUUGAAGUUUUGAAGUCAGCAAACUUGGAAAUUGUUGGAGUGGCAAAGAGAAAAGCCGCUGCGGAACUACAAGAGAAGAUCGUAAACGUGAAGAAAGAGAUUGAUGGAGAGAUUGAAAGGGUAAUCGAUGUAGCCGGUCUUCAUGGAAAAAUCGAAGAAUUGAAAGCGGAGAUGGUGAUAGACUCCAGUUCACCAAAGGUAGAAAAAUUACAAGCAGAGAUCAAGGAGGAGAUUCGUACCGCCUUGGAUGACACAGCAUUGAAACAGAAGGUUGAGAAUCUAAGAAGAGAAUUUGCAACAUCCUCAGAAGAAGUUAUCGACGAGAAAUUUAUCGACGAUAAAGUUAUCGCUGAAAAUGGAAGACGGUGAAAAACACAACAUCUUACAUAUUAUAGAGUAAGGGUGUGAUUUCAUGUUGCAGAUCAGGAUAUAUACAAUGAGUAUUUUUUUUACAUUAAAAAUGCUAUCCUUUGGCAUAUGGUAUUGUCUUAUUUUUUUGUUUUUAUUUGUUGUCUUAUUUUUUGUUUUUAUUUUAUGUUAAUUGAAUAGUUUUGUAUGUUGAAGAACUUAAACUAUGAUGCAAUGCAACGAGUAAAAAUGUUAACCCUUUUUAAGGGUAUUUUCACUUUGA
Messenger RNA from Gossypium arboreum, 1793 nucleotides. RefSeq names its product acetyl-coenzyme A carboxylase carboxyl transferase subunit alpha, chloroplastic-like. Bases 32 to 1531 code for a protein of 499 amino acids. The record is from RefSeq and is a predicted model, not a curated record. NCBI's taxonomy places the organism in Eukaryota, Viridiplantae, Streptophyta, Magnoliopsida, Malvales, Malvaceae. Gene Ontology annotation, biological process: fatty acid biosynthetic process. Gene Ontology annotation, cellular component: acetyl-CoA carboxylase complex. The transcript has 7 exons. Gene Ontology annotation, molecular function: carboxyl- or carbamoyltransferase activity; acetyl-CoA carboxylase activity.